CUCUUCCAUCUCGAAUCAUCGUUGAGCAUGUGGAAAUUGUUCGCUUUGACGACCACGUGAUCGAUACGGCGGCAGGAAGGUGUUGUGUACGACAUUUGGCAAGUUUAGCGUUUUAAUGACGAUGACGGACAAGAAUAGUGGAGAAAGGAAUUGUUUAUCGAUAGAAGAAUGUGAGAGAAUGAUAUUGAUACAGGAUAGGAAUUAAAGGGAGAUCUGGUAGAGGGGAUUGAUUGGAAAUCAUUGUAGAUCAUAAAUCAGCAUAGCGAUCAAGAUGUCAUCGAAAACGCUUCACAAUGAGCAUAUCAAGCGUCCGAUGAACGCGUUUAUGGUGUGGUCGCGGGGACAGCGACGGAAAAUGGCUCAGGAAAAUCCGAAGAUGCAUAACUCUGAGAUUUCGAAGAGGCUUGGCGCAGAAUGGAAAUUGCUCAGCGAAAGCGAGAAACGACCGUUCAUUGACGAAGCGAAAAGAUUGAGAGCCCUCCACAUGAAGGAGCAUCCAGACUACAAGUACCGGCCGCGCAGGAAGCCGAAAUCUUUAGUGAAGAAGGAGAACAAAUUCGGUUUCUCGAUAUCGCCGUUGAUGUCCUCGGGUGAGACCUUGGGCAAUAUAUCGAGAAGCCUCUUGCCACCUCUGGCACCGCCGUCGCACCAUACAUUGAUGAGUCACGAGGAUCUCAAGAUUCCUCGCUUUUUCCCGCCGUUUCCGUACCCUCUGUAUCCUAUACAACACAAAUUGGGAGAAGAGUUCAACGGUGGCAAAUUAGCCGCGGAUUUGGCGCUUCAGGCUCUUUACGGAGGUGGCACCUUCUAUUCGAGCCAUCAAACCAUGUCUUGGCCAGGUUUGUCAACCGCGGCUUGCCUUCAACCCAAUUGUGGUUGCCCAAGCCCGCCUAAAGACCCGAAAAGGCCGUACUUACCUACUAAAUUAGAAGAAAGACCUUUUCCUAGUCCAGGUAAACCGGAAGAGGAUGGAUUCCCAUCGGACAGAGACUCCAGUAGGGAAGAGCCUCGAUAUAGAAAACUCGACGAAGAUACGUACUCGUCGUCGAUGGACAGACACCAGGAAGAUAGAUCUCAAGACAGAUUUUCCUCGUCUUCAUCAUCGUCACCUACCGAUCACACGGAGAAAGUAGUCAACAGCGUGCCAACGUCAACGCCGACGACGAAGGUCGAGAGCGCGUUCUCGGUUCAGAAUCUGACGUCGUCCAGCUCGAAUUUGGGGAAUCAUCGCGGCCACGUCAUAUGAAGACCGCUUCCGGUUCUCCCGGAUCUAAACUUCCGGGGGAACCUGGUACCACCUGGAUGGCCAAGCACCGAAUGGUGGAGAGUACCACCGAUGUUGUCGCCGAUUCCUCAAGCCACGGUGACGAAUUUAAACGCACCGGCGAAGGACGACGAGGUUCAAUACCAAGAGGAACAGCAGAGAAACUCUCUGAUGGCCAGGUCGAGGAGCAUUCACAUUGGAAAUGUACAGUGAUCGUUGACGUCCGAGGAAACUCAGGUUCAAUUGGAAACUGUACUCGAAGGUUCAUAACGAAAGUGUAUAUGAUGUAAACGGAAUUUAAUACGAGAUAAGAAGUUUUAAUUGGUAAAAGUGAUUCUUACGAAUCGGAGAUUUCUAUAGAACCUUAUACCGUCCUUCUUGGUUGAAAUGUUCUAUCUGUCGUUCUGAAAUUUUAUAAUUUUUCUUUUCUUUUUUUUUUCAUUUCGUUUCCAAUUCCCUUCGCUCAACUUGAAA
This is a messenger RNA of Frieseomelitta varia, 1738 nucleotides long. RefSeq names its product transcription factor Sox-21-B-like. The transcript is spliced from 3 exons. Bases 272 to 1246 code for a protein of 324 amino acids. The record is from RefSeq and is a predicted model, not a curated record. NCBI's taxonomy places the organism in Eukaryota, Metazoa, Arthropoda, Insecta, Hymenoptera, Apidae. Gene Ontology annotation, biological process: cell differentiation; anatomical structure morphogenesis; regulation of DNA-templated transcription. Gene Ontology annotation, molecular function: DNA-binding transcription factor activity, RNA polymerase II-specific; RNA polymerase II cis-regulatory region sequence-specific DNA binding.